UGAAUUUGUGUGAGAUGUAUAGAGAGGGAGAGAGAGAGAGAGAGAGAAACGCUCACUCCACUUAGUCUUUCUCUCGUUGUCCUCCUUUAAUUUGUUCUUCUUUGGCUUGUUCAUCGCCAUCAUUAGCAACAAAGGUGUUUAACCUCUUCAUAUUUGAUUUUUUCUUCAACUUUCAUUGCUACCACAAGAAAAGCUAGUGUGUGAGAGAAAAGCUAGCUGCCUCUACUACUAAUAUUUACUACUCACUUACCCUUUCUACUUUUCUUGUUUAAACACAAACAGAUCUUGUUCUUAUACAAUUCCCUCACUCAAAUUCACCUUCUUUCUGAUCUGGGUGUACUUUUCUUUUUCAUUGGGAACUCUGUUUUGUUAGCAUUGUGUCAAAUUCUCUGAUCUCUGUGCUUUCAAGUCUUUCUUUGAAUUUUUUAUUCUACAUAACGUCAAUGGAAGAAGAUCGAGAAUUUAAGCAUGUAUGCAAGUUUUGCAGCAAAAGCUUCCCUUGUGGUAGAUCCUUAGGUGGUCACAUGAGGUCUCAUAUGAUCAACAACAAUUCAGCUGAAACAACAGAUUUUGAUAAGUUCAGUAAGAAGAAGAAGAAGAAGAAGAUGCUCUCAUCGUCUGUUAAUAACCAUAUUGGCUCCUACUGGAAUUCUGAAACCCCUGGUUAUGGUCUCAGAGAGAACCCCAAGAAGUCUAGGAGACUUGCAGAUUCAAGAGAAGAAACUUCAAUCUAUGACAAGUUCUGCAAAGAGAGUAGUGAAAAAGGGUUUCUUUCUUGGAAAGCAUCUGUUGGUAACAUGAACUCUACUCAAUCAGAGAAAGACACUAGCUUUGAGGAUCAAGACUCUUGGACUAGUGGUAAUGAGAAGCUGGUGAUGGAUAGCCAAUCUGACAAUGAAACUGCAGCUCCAAAUCGAAGAAGGCGGUCGAAACGAAGAACAAGGUACAUGGCCACUGCAAAUUCUUGUGCUUUGUCAGUUGCUAAUAAUAAUACUCAUAAUCAUAAUAGUGGCUCCUCUUCUGUGUCGGAGAUUGAGCAAGAACAAGAAGAGGUUGCUAUGUGUUUGAUGAUGCUUUCGAGGGAUGUAGGUCCUAGAGGUGGGUUGAAUUCUGUCGCUGAAUCUUCUGAUAAUAAUUCUGUGUAUUUUGAAGCUAAAAUUGAGGUUAAGAAUUCAGUUUGUAGUGGUGAUGAGGUUGUGAAGUUGAAAAGGCUGAAAGAGAAGAAGUUGAAAUCUGGUUUUGUGGAUUCUGAUAAUAUCCAAUUUGAAGGGAGACACUCUGAGUAUUCUGCUUGUGGGAUUUCAAGAAGGGGAUCCAAAACUGACGCUUCUACUGAUGGAUUUGUCAAGAAAGAUGGAACAAAGAAGUCUCAGUUGCAUUAUCAAUUUGGAGAUGAGAAUUCUGAAGUUGAAUUGGGGAGAAAUUCAGUGAAGGAAACUAGAUCAGAUCAAGCUCAUUUGGGUUCCAAUAAUAAGUUCAAUUCAAGCAAGAAAAAGCUUCACGAUUCAUUUGAUCCGGAAUUGGGGUCAGGUUCCAUGAAAAAAUCAACAACUGAUGUUUUGGAUACUGAAUUCCACAAGGAUUCUCAAAAGAGAAGCAAAUUUGAGUGUACUACUUGCAACAAGAUCUUCCAUUCAUACCAAGCUCUUGGUGGUCAUAGAGCUAGCCAUAAAAAGAUCAAAGGUUGUUUCGCUUCGAAAAUCGAUAGCAGUGAGACUAGUAUUGAAAAAGAACUCUCCCCUGACCCAACACCAGAUAGUAAGAUCAUUAAAUCCAUUAACAAUGAGAAUGCAACUGUUCACUCAAUUGCAGAUUGUGAUGAGAGAGCUGACACAAGUUAUGGGGCAAUAAAGAAAAGGCAUGAGUGCCCAAUAUGCCUUAAGGUUUUCUCAUCAGGCCAAGCAUUGGGAGGUCACAAGAGAUCCCAUUUAAUCAAUGGCAAUGAUGCUAGGAACAAUCCAACCAUUGUAAUUGAGAAACCGACACCCGAAAUCCGAAGCUUUCUUGAUCUUAAUCUGCCUGCUCCUGUUGAAGAAGAGAGCAGCAAUGGUCAUCUGGCCGGGUUCAAGCCAUGGUGGAUAGCUAGCAGUCACAAGCAUGAAGCACUUGUUGGCUUAAUCUCUAACUGACCUUCUUGGUCCCCUGGCCAUGGUUUAAUCAAAUUUUUAAAUAAAAUUCAAGAGUGUACAGACAAGUUUUCUGCUUAUUAUUUCAUUUAUUCUUUUACACAUUCAA
Pistacia vera is the source of this 2235-nucleotide messenger RNA. RefSeq lists its product as uncharacterized. NCBI's taxonomy places the organism in Eukaryota, Viridiplantae, Streptophyta, Magnoliopsida, Sapindales, Anacardiaceae. The coding region runs from base 444 to 2129 and encodes 561 amino acids. The transcript has a single exon. The record is from RefSeq and is a predicted model, not a curated record.